ACUUUUUCCAAGGCAUUCCCCAGUGCCGUGUUUAAAUAGAGGAAUCUGAAGAAGGGCUGUGCUUCCUUUCAGUGCCCUACCAGGGGUGUACUCUCUGCUCUGAUUCAAUUUAGAAAAUUUGCUUCCAAAGAAUCACUAGUUUGUUCUUUUAAAAGUGUUUUAACAAAAGAAAAUAUUCCAGGUGAGCGUGUGCUGCUCCUUGUCGCCCGACUUGGCACCCCACAUAUGUUGGCAGAUGUCAUCAAAGACACAUUAUCGGAGAUUACAACUGAAUUAAAGAGGAGACACUGGAAAUCCAGAGAUAACUGCUAUAGUUUUAGAAAGAGAAGGUGCCUUUCAGUACAUUAACAUUGACACUGCAUACGCGAAUACCUCAGUAAGAAGGUAACUGUCAACAGGCGCCUUUGUACCUUUCAUAUCGCCUCAAUCCCCUGACCAUCAUGUCCCGCUGGGCACGUAAAAACAAAAAUGACAAAACGACAGAAGUGGUGCGGACCGUGACGGAAGGGCUCAGGUCUCUCUACCGUAAGAAGCUCCUGCCCAUCGAGAAGCAUUACGGCUUCCAUGACUUCCACUCCGCGAAUCUCGAGGAUGCCGACUUUGACAACAAGCCCAUGGUGCUGGUGGUGGGCCAGUACUCAACAGGCAAGACGACCUUGAUCAGGUACCUGCUGGAGCAGGAUUACCCAGGCAGCCGUGUGGGCCCAGAGCCGACCACUGACUGCUUCACUGCCAUCAUGCAUGGAGAUGUGGAAGGCCUCAUCCCAGGGAACGCCCUGAUCGUCGACCCCAACAAGCCCUUUAGGAAGCUCAAUCCGUUUGGCAACACUUUCCUCAACCGGUUUCAGUGUGCUCAGAUGCCCAGUCAAGUGCUGGAAAGCAUCAGUAUCAUCGAUACACCUGGGAUUCUGUCUGGGGCCAAGCAGAGAGUAAACAGAGGGUAUGACUUCCCAGCAGUGCUGCGCUGGUUUGCCGAACGUGUGGACCGCAUCAUCCUUCUCUUCGAUGCCCACAAGCUGGAGAUAUCCGAUGAGUUUUCUGAGGCCAUCGAGGCAUUGCGUGGCAAUGAGGACAAGCUGAGAGUCGUCCUGAACAAGGCCGACAUGGUGGGCACCCAGCAGCUGAUGCGGGUGUACGGCGCCCUCAUGUGGUCACUGGGCAAAGUGUUUGGGACCCCCGAGGUGCUGCGGGUUUAUAUCGGUUCUUUCUGGUCGGAGCCGUUGAUGAUACCAGACAACCGGAAGCUGUUUGAGCUGGAGGAGGAGGAUCUCUUUGCAGACAUUCAGAGCUUGCCUCGAAAUUCUGCUCUGCGCAAACUCAAUGACUUGGUAAAGAGGGCUCGUCUGGUCAGGGUUCAUGCCCACAUAAUUGGCCACCUGAAGCAGGAGAUGCCCUCAGUUUUUGGAAAGGACAAUAAGAAGAAGAACUUGAUCCACCAGCUGCCUGUCAUCUUCUCGAAGAUCCAGCUGCAGUAUAACAUUUCCUCGGGAGAUUUUCCGGAUUGUGCCAAGAUGCAAGACAAACUUUUGGUGCAUGAUUUCACGAAAUUCAAGUCUCUAAAGCCCAAUUUAUUGGCUGCCUUGGAUGAGCUGCUGUCUACAGAUAUUGCCAAGCUGAUGCCCCUUUUGCAUCAGGAGGAACUAGACGCGUGCACCCAAGCUGGGGUUCAAGGGGGGGUCUUUUUGGGUUCCCGCGGAGGUCCUUUCCAAGAGGGGGAUGUUUUUGCCGAAAUGGAUGAGGAUGGCGACGAGAGUGUGGCGGAGGAAGAGGACUGGGUGGUGAUGAAAGACAAGCCCAAGUAUGAUGAGAUCUUCUACAACCUCUCACCCAUAGAAGGAAAGCUGAGCGGCAGCAAGGCCAAGGACUGGAUGGUGAGCACCCGCCUGCCCAACUCCGUGCUCGGCCGCAUCUGGAAGCUGUCGGACGUGGACCGGGACGGCAUGCUAGAUGCUGAUGAGUUUGCUCUGGCCAGCCAUCUUAUUGAGGUCAAACUAGAGGGGCAUGGGCUACCCCAGGAACUGCCUGCCCGCCUAGUGCCCCCAUCCAAGCGGCGGCACAGAGGCUCAGAUGCAUAGGCAGCAUCUGUCGUCAUUAUUUCUUUGUUUUUCUCCCCCUUCUGCCUGUCCUGUCACGCACCUCUUUCCUUCAUAUCCUCACAAACCACCCAGAAGCCUGUAGUGUGUAACCUGUGUACCUGUUAUACAAGUAUGGGUUCACCAUUGACUACAAUAUUUUGCUUUGCAUUCCCAAAGAAUUUUUCUGAUCUUGUAAACGUCUGACGAGUAAGUCGGCCAAAAUGUGUGUCCUGUGAUGCUUCUAAUCUACUGUUAUACCUGCACACAUGUUUGUUUAACUCCUGUAAUCAGCCCAAAACAUAUUUGGACUCAAGUAAAGUAAAGUUUAUUUCUCUAGUGUGGGCUAAACAUAUUGCUUAACCAAAUGAAGAAAAAGCUAACCCUUUACCGGGAUUUGGCAAUUCUGUCCCACAAUCCCCACCAUGUCUGGUUUUGUGUAGCCAUUUCUUGUAAUUUACAUGCCUUUUUAAUGAGAUAUGUUACCUUAUACUGCUUUAGAGUUACUAGGACGUCCAUACUUAAUUACUGUGUGUUAUUGAUGCAGUCAACAUGUUUUUAGAGAAAAUCCCUGCGAACACAUGACUGUGAUGACUGGCUAUAAGUCUCAUCAAUAUUUCAAUAAAAUAUGAAUACUUUAAUACUCCAAAAUAAUGUGGAAAGUUAACUUCCAUUUCAGGGACGGAUAUUAAAUGUACCUGAAAAUUUGUACAUUUUAAUUCAUGCAGUAUUUAACUACUGGCUGUUUUAAAUCAUAGAUAUAAAACUAAUAGAACUUGAAUACAUUCCAUUCUUAUCCAAAAUCCUUUGCAGCUUUUACUCAUUUCAUGCAGUCUGAUGUCUUUCUAUGCCAGGACUUGUCCCUAAUUAUCUGUUUAUAAAACUAUAACGUGCCGUCGCUUAAUUUAGUUAUACUACUCAGAAACAGUGAGAAUCUUGGAGGCUUUAGGUGAAUAUUUAUAUUAAUGUAGAGCAGUGUUUUUCAGCCCAGUCCUUGCACCCUGCUGACUGGGCCACAUCUUUGCUCUCUCCCAGUUCCCAACACGUCUCUUCCAGCCAUUCCCUGCUCUCACUUGGUUAUUUGGUUCAGGUGAGCUGGAAGGAGCAGAAAUCUGGAUGUUUUGAGGGUCCCUGGGGACUGGCCUGAGAAACAGCAUUGAGUACAUAAAAGAAAUCGAUUGUCUUAUAUUGUUAAUUAGGUAAUAUGUAAAUUGUUUAUAUAAAGUAGUGAUAGUAAAAUA
Messenger RNA from Brienomyrus brachyistius, 3313 nucleotides. RefSeq names its product EH-domain containing 2a (gene ehd2a). Gene Ontology annotation, molecular function: calcium ion binding; GTP binding; protein binding. Gene Ontology annotation, cellular component: cytoplasm; plasma membrane. Bases 441 to 2075 code for a protein of 544 amino acids. Gene Ontology annotation, biological process: endosomal transport; endocytosis. The transcript is spliced from 7 exons. NCBI's taxonomy places the organism in Eukaryota, Metazoa, Chordata, Actinopteri, Osteoglossiformes, Mormyridae. The record is from RefSeq and is a predicted model, not a curated record.